GAGGGUCGCGUCCGUAGACCCUCGGCUGUGAUCCAAUCCCCAGCCGUGUGUUUCCCACCACCACUAGGGGGCGCUGACUUUGUCGUGUCUUUCAGGCCGGUUCCUGCUCCCCGGUGCGAGGACCAGGAGGACACAGAGACCCCCAUCAUGGCCGCCGCCGACCGGCUGCUGGACCUGAUGUUCUCCUGGAUCGGGCAGAGGGAGCGCUGUGCCGAGCAGCUGGAGACCCUGGCCCGGGAGCUGGAGUCCCUCAGGGAGAAAUGCAACGCCGGGGAAUGCGUCGGCAGCGGCGUGGCGGUGGUGGGCGCCGCGUGCCUGAUCGGGGCCGGCGUGGCCACGGUGCUGAGCGCCGGAGCGGCCGCUCCACUCCUCGGUGUCCUAGGAGCCGCGUAUUCAGGCGUAGGCGUCGCGGUCUCCGUGGCGACUAAGAUCACGGAGCACUUUGCGUCCAGCGGCACGCUGACGGAGGCCAGGACCAUCGAGCAGAGCAGCAGCAACGUGGCAGAAGAAAUCCAGAAACUGUUCGAGCAGCUGAAGGCGGAGCGGCGGGAGGCGAGGUUCUUCGCCGACCCGGACGACCUGGACCGGCACGUCAUGACGGAGGUCCUGAGAGCCCUGGCCCGGCGGAGCGGACUGGAUCGGGGAAUCGACCUCCACAUGCGGGGCGAUGAGAUCCAGUUCUUCUUCAGUGAAGGAACCAGGUCCACGGCGCCCCUCCUGGUCUUCAGCUCCACAGUGAUCAAUGGAUAUUUGGGAAUUUUAGCGUUCUUCACAUUUAAAGGUAGUGGGAAGAAAUCGACAUAUUUAAUUACUAAAGGAACGGAACAACUCGUCCAACUGCUGUCUUCAGCUGCUUUUAAAACAGCCCUCAAAGGAGGGGCCAUCGCUGUGGGGGGGGCGGUUGGGAUGGCGUUCGCACUUCCUGAGGCGAUUGACAACUGGACCGAGCUGAUCAAGAAGAACCAUGUGACCGAAGCCAGCCAAUCCCUGAGAGACACAGCCGCCGCCAUCCGGAAGAUGACCCGGGUCCUGAGGGGCCAGUUUGACGACAUGAAGAAGAUGUUUGAUGACAUCGCUGAAAGGGAAAAAGAGCGGGAAGAAAAGAAGACUACUCAAGACUGGGAUGAGAGGGAUGAAGAGGAAGAGGAGGAGGAGAGGGAGGAGGAGGAAGAGGAGAGUAAUAGAGAGGAAGAGGAGAGCGAUAGAGAGGAAGAGGAGAGCAAUAGAGAGGAAGUGGAGAGUGAGGAGGAGGAAGAGAGCAAUAGAGAGGAAGAGGAGAGCGAUAGAGAGGAAGAGGAGAGUGAUAGAGAGGAAGAGGAGAGCAAUAGAGAGGAAGUGGAGA
Etheostoma spectabile (orangethroat darter) is the source of this 1342-nucleotide messenger RNA. RefSeq lists its product as uncharacterized. Lineage: Eukaryota; Metazoa; Chordata; Actinopteri; Perciformes; Percidae. The record is from RefSeq and is a predicted model, not a curated record.